CAGCAAGAUCUUUGUCGUUAAAGACUUAGGUAUUUUAACAGUGCGCCUUUCAGAAUCAGAGAGUUCCCAUAGCAUUUCAGAUUCUUCGACAUACCGACAAUAUGUCUAACUUGCGAGAUCUCCUCAAUCCUGUAGAUAAAGGCCAGCACGACAGCAUCUCUCACUCCCUGGGUGACUGGCUGGGAGUUGAGAAGGAACAAGAUCCGUACAUGGGCGACAUUCCUAGGACUCAAGAACUGGGCAUGAAUGGACCAGUCGAUGUGACCUCACUAGCCUUUUGGGGCGAUCUAAAUGGAGAUGUUACUGAGGGCGACAACUAUCUCCAACCUAGUCUCACAAACUCUAUAAUUGAUCCUCUAUUUCACAAAGAUGAUGUCCUUGCAAGCCAUUCUACUCGAAACAAUGCUCUAGACAUUGAUCCACAACUUGGAAUGAUGGAUUUGGAUAUGAAUUUCGACAUGAAUGUUAUUCAAAUGACGCCUUGUCCCGAUGAAGAGCAGAACGCUUCCUCCCAUAUGUCUACGGCACUCGAAAGCUUCCAAUUCCUUCAAUUACCCACAGAAAGCUCUCGAGAAGGGUCAGCUAGGACACCGGAAGUUUCUGGGUCAAGUCAGUCAAAUGCAACACUGGUGACAUUACCGCAAGAUGACGGCGUCACAGUCCACUACGGUAUGCUUCACAACAUCGAAGUAAAAUUGGUACCUGAUGACAUGUCAUUCAUAGAUGAAAGACUGGCAGCAGAGGGCUCAGCGUAUCAAUACUUUACACCAACGGAGUACCAGAAGCAACUCAUGCUUUGUUUCCCAGGUGAUGAGAAGCACUUUGGUCAUCUCCCUUCAGCGACAGGUCAGACUCUCUUGCUCCUGAUGACGCAACCAUCAGUCGACAUUCAACCAUUGGCCUUGAAAUGCGAUCUGAGGGAGGUCAUAAACCGCGCAAACAUACCCGCGGACGCUAGGGUCAAAGUCGAUAUAAAUAUCUAUGGGCUACAAUCCGAGGCAUUGAAUAUUGGCAAAAGACUCUCCGAUGGAAAGCUGUGGCUUCAGAGAUCUAUUCAUGGAAGACAUGGUAUUGCCUACGCGAACCCGCAUUUCCUGAACAUCAGCAUCCAAGAUACCGGAUCCGAGGAAGUCCUAAAUACGCAACUGGCUUUCAGCGAUGGUGCCCCUAAGAAACGAAGUAAAGAAGAUCAACUCCGGAAGAUGGUGGAGGAGGUUUACAAGACAGUCGAGAAGAAUCGCGAACUUGAGAUGGUUGAAGUUGGUGGCAGGGUGACGCGUCAGCUGUUAAGACAUCAGAAGGAAGCCCUGGGUUUCAUGCUCGAGAGAGAGUCUGGGCACAUCAACGAAAAGUACAGACUUUGGGAAGAGAUCGAGCAUGAGGAUGGAAAAGUCCAAUACCGACACAGAAUCACCAAGAGACGCAAAGAUAUACGGCCAGAAGAGAGGGGCGGCGGUAUCCUUGCUGACGACAUGGGAAUGGGAAAGUCGCUUUCCAUCCUCGCCUUGAUCAUGAAGACUCUGGACAAUGGCCAAGAGUGGGCGGAGAAGAAAAAUGCAGAGCAUAAAAGCAGGAGGUCUCUCAAGUUCUCUCGCUCUACUCUCGUUGUCGUCUCAGCAGCUUUAUUGAUCGAUGAGUGGAUGAAUGAGGUUAAGAAGCAUCUACAGAGAGGUCUCAAAGUUGUUAAGUACCAUGGCGAGAAUAGGCCGAAGACUCUUGAGGAGCUAUCUAUCAUUGAAGACUCGGAUAUCUUGGUGACAACAUAUCAUACACUUACUGCUGAGUAUCUAACAGGGAAAGGGAAGACUUCGCCGUUGUAUAAGUUGGGUUGGUAUCGAAUAGUCCUUGAUGAAGCUCAUAUCAUCCGUCGUCCAUCCACAAAGUUCUUCCAAGCAUGUGAAUAUCUCCACGCCAACUCUCGAUGGUGUCUUUCUGGAACGCCCAUCCAAAAUAGACUCACCGAUAUAGGCUCGCUGUUCCGCUUCAUUCGCGCCGAGCCAUUCGACAAGGCAUCUGAGUUUAGAAAGUGGAUAGAAACCCCAUUCGAUAACUCAUUCGACAACCCUGAGCUAGUAAGAGAUCGCCUGGUCAUGCUCCUUGAAGCAUUGUGUCUACGCCGAACUAGAGAGGUCUUGAAUUUACCAAAAACACGACAGCUUGUUCGACAUUUGGAGUUCAGUCCACAAGAGCGGGAUCAAUAUGACAGAACAAAGGCUGUCAUUCUACGUAACAUGGAGCAUCGUAUGGGUGAAGUCAAAAAGAGCUCCCAGUUUGGCAUGUUCCAGAUGUGGCUUCAGCUUCGAAUUGUCUGCAACCACGGAACGUAUCAGAAGCUCUUCUCGUGGCAUCGGAGAAGCCUCCUGGAAGAACGAGAGGCAAUAGUUGGGACUGCCGGUCAAUACGGAGAAAUAUCAUGCGUGGGAUGUGAGCAGCCAAUGCCAGUACUGGGAUGCAACUUGACGAAAAGAAUGUUUGACGACGAAUGCUCACAUAUUCUGUGUUCGAAGUGCAUCGAAGAGUCAAACAUGUGCUUACCCGAGACGCGAAGGCGGUGUCCCAUUUGCGUCAGAUGGUACAAAGAAUCUCCAGUAUCUGAAGAUGAGAAAGCUUUAGCAGGUGGUGAGAGACCCAGAAAGCGGCGAAAAGUUACUGUAGCAAAGGAUGAUAACGAGAGCUACUUCAAUGAACAAGGUCUUUCAACAAAAAUACGGACUCUGGUUGAGGAUGUUCAAAAGGAUCUAUGGACCACAAAAAGUAUCAUCUUUUCUUGCUGGACACGAACGCUGUAUUUGAUAUCGAGGUACCUGGAGCAGGCUAAGAUUCCAUACCUUCAACUCGACGGUAAUAGCCCUCUGCCUCAACGGCAGGCCACGCUCCUUACGUUUGAGAAUGAGGAUGAGACGCCUGUUCUUAUUAUGACAACAGGAACCGGAGCAUUUGGGUUGAACUUGACUUGCGCAAAUCGAAUCUUCAUCACAGAACUACAAUGGAAUCCCAGCGUCGAGAGCCAGGCGAUUUCGAGAGCCAUUCGCCUUGGGCAAGAAAGCGAAGUUCGAGUUACAAGAUAUAUUAUCAAAAGCACUGUGGAGGAGGACAUACGGCAACAACAGGACUACAAAAAGCAAAUUGCAGCACUGGGCUUCGAAGAAGAAAUCUACUAGAUAACGUACAUGCUGGUCUUGGGCAGCCCUGUCAUAGUGAGGAUAGUAGCUUAAUAAAUCUCAAUAUGAUCUUGUUUAUUGUUUAG
Messenger RNA from Fusarium redolens, 3247 nucleotides. RefSeq names its product SNF2 family N-terminal domain-containing protein. The record is from RefSeq and is a predicted model, not a curated record. Gene Ontology annotation, molecular function: ATP binding; ATP-dependent chromatin remodeler activity. The transcript is spliced from 10 exons. NCBI's taxonomy places the organism in Eukaryota, Fungi, Ascomycota, Sordariomycetes, Hypocreales, Nectriaceae. The coding region runs from base 102 to 3161 and encodes 1019 amino acids.